UGUCGUGUACGUUGACCUAUACACAUUAAUUAGGUACAUGUACGUACAUUCACGUAUCGUGCAGGGAAAAAAAAAGUAAAAACAUUUAUCGAGAUUCUGUGUCUUCGUUCUGGGUUAUUUUGCCCCAUCCAUACCGAGUUGCCGUAAUAGGCAAAGUGAAAGCAGCCCGACUCCUAAUUAAUCUAAAUUGUUUCCUGGAGGUUUUGAGCGUAAUUCUCUUCAUUCCAGCGUAACAUAUGAGUAACUAUCUAUGUGCAGUGGGACGUAGGCGAUGAGUGACGUCACAGACGUGCCUUAUCUCCAGGAAAACUCCGGGCGUGCCUCAACCAAUCAAAAACUCGAGUAAUGGCACACAGAUGUGACGUCACACCUAGGCCCUGUCACGUGACACUCAUUCCUGAACACCUCCUCUCACAUCACGUGGUUUGAGUGUAGAAUGGAUUGAAAUAGAUGUGGGCACAGUGACCAGUGACUGACCAACAGUUUUGCUCUGCUUCAGUCCAGGUAUAAAUAAGAGUAGGAACACUCACAGACAAAAUAACUUCCACGUCUCAAUAGCUGUCCAGAUCCUCACACAAGCUGCUGGCAAGUUUGGCAGGAAAGUUGACCUGGAAAAAAACCCCAACCCAACUUCCUUGUACCUUUUUGUCAAGAGUUCCAAACUUGAAUUAUCUUGUGAAUUUGAGUUUAAUAUUAUAUCAGAACACCACUGAAGCAAGCAUGUAUCUCCUUGCCUUGACUGUGUGUUCUGUGAUAUGUCAGAGUGCUCUAAGUCAGACACAAUCGGCCCCACACAUCAUCGACUGCACGGGUGAGAAGGAUGGCCUGCAUGAGAUCGGCUGCUGGGGCUACGCCAACUGCGUCAACGGCACACCGGAGGUCCACUCCUGUCCGGUGGGCAUGGUGUUUGAGAGACACUCAAUGAAAUGUAUCAGACCAGGAGAAGGCAAGACCGACUGCUACCUACCCACGGAGUGUGCAGGAAAGGCUGACGGUUCGUAUCCUGACCCAGGAGACAAAUGCGUGACGUACUACAGAUGUCAAGGAGGCCUCAACUUGGGACGCUUCUACUGCCCGGACUUGACGGCGUUCAACCCACAGCUACAACUGUGUGACUACCCCUGGAACAUCUUCCCCCCUUGUGGAACAAAAUACAACCCCAACGCACAGACGACCGCCCCACCCGCUCAAACGACCGCCACACCUGCACAAACGACCCCACCACCGCCUCCCAUAGUUGUCGUUGGAUAACUCCCCAUGUUUGUUUGGCCUCAUCGUUAAACUAAUCAAAGUUAUGUUGUCGGUUUUGGGAAGGGGGGUAGGAGUGUGGUGUUCUAUUUUUUUAAUCUGUGGCUUAGCCUCAAAUCUGUUUUAAAAAGUACUAGAGUGGUCCACAGAAAAUGUUGCACCACACCCUGGUCGCAUUUUUCUGUGCACGAAAUACCUGAACAGAUCGCUGAUGGGGAAACACCAUGAUAAUAUAGGACUUUAUGGGAGCAACUGAGCGGAGAAAUGAAUGGAGAACCAUGAUCGCCGGUGUCUGUUUCAGAUCUGGCACCUUAUGAUGAUGAAAGAGAGUGACGUCACCCUCGUUUGGACUAAAAGACUAAAUAUUUAGUAUUAGUGGUAAAUGUGUGCUCCUCAAUAAAAACAUCUUUUUUUCUUAU
Molecule: messenger RNA, 1667 nt
Organism: Aplysia californica (California sea hare)
Lineage: Eukaryota; Metazoa; Mollusca; Gastropoda; Aplysiida; Aplysiidae
Product: protein obstructor-E-like
Exons: 5
Coding region: 721-1251 (176 amino acids)
Cellular component (GO): extracellular region
Molecular function (GO): chitin binding
Source: RefSeq, a predicted model, not a curated record